CGCCGACACUUCGCCCCGAGUUUAACGACUCACGGGGGCUUCGAGCAUGAGCAAGCCGGCGGGAUCAACAAGUCGCAUUUUAGACAUCCCUUGCAAAGUGUGUGGGGACCGCAGCUCCGGAAAGCACUAUGGGGUUUACGCCUGCGAUGGGUGCUCGGGAUUUUUCAAGCGGAGCAUCAGGAGGAAUAGGACCUAUGUUUGCAAAUCAGGAAAUCAGGGAGGUUGCCCGGUGGACAAGACGCACAGGAACCAGUGCCGAGCCUGCCGGCUGAAGAAGUGCUUGGAGGUCAACAUGAACAAAGAUGCGGUGCAGCACGAGCGGGGCCCCCGGACGUCGACGAUACGGAAGCAGGUGGCCCUCUACUUCCGCGGGCACAAGGAGGAGAGCGGCGGAGCCCCGCACUUCCCCGCUGCCGCCCUGCCGGCACCCGCCUUCUUCACCGCCGUCUCCCAGCUGGAGCCCCAUGGCCUGGAGCUGGCCGCUGUCACUGGCACCCCUGAGAGACAGGCUCUGGUGGGCCUGGCACAGCCCACCCCAAAGUACCCACAUGAAGUCAACGGUACCCCUAUGUAUCUCUACGAAGUGGCCACUGAAUCCGUCUGCGAGUCAGCAGCCAGACUUCUGUUCAUGAGCAUCAAGUGGGCCAAAAGUGUGCCAGCCUUCUCCACCUUGUCCUUACAAGACCAGCUGAUGCUUUUGGAAGAUGCUUGGAGAGAACUGUUUGUUCUAGGAAUAGCACAAUGGGCCAUUCCAGUUGAUGCUAACACUCUACUGGCUGUAUCUGGCAUGAAUGGUGACAAUACAGAUUCUCAGAAGCUGAAUAAAAUUAUUUCAGAAAUACAGGCCUUACAGGAGGUUGUGGCUAGAUUCAGACAACUUCGGCUAGAUGCUACUGAAUUUGCCUGUCUCAAAUGCAUUGUCACUUUUAAAGCUGUGCCCACACACAGUGGUUCUGAACUGAGGAGUUUCCGGAAUGCGGCCGCCAUAGCAGCCCUUCAAGACGAAGCCCAGCUCACCCUGAACAGCUACAUUCAUACCAGGUAUCCCACACAACCCUGUCGUUUUGGAAAACUUCUAUUGCUUUUACCAGCUUUACGUUCAAUUAGUCCAUCUACAAUAGAAGAAGUAUUUUUCAAAAAGACCAUUGGGAAUGUACCAAUUACAAGACUGCUUUCAGAUAUGUACAAAUCCAGUGAUAUAUAAAUUACCUUAAAAUAAACAAUCAGGAUGGACAGUUUGAGAAGAACUUUUAUCUAUGGAAAAUAAGCCUCAACUAACAAAAUCUACAGGAAGCAUAAGCCUGGGAAUGUUUAGUCCUUAAACUCAUUGACAAAAAAUACCCCAGUAGAUAUGAUUCUGCUGCUCUGAACAGAGUGAUUUAGAUCAUGGAGAGAAUGCUUUGUUCUACAGAAAAAGUGAAAGUGGUUGGAAUUUGGCUGCUAUUCCUGUUACUACAGGAUGGAGGCAAUUCAGAUGCCAGUCAUAGUUAACAAAGACUCUGCUAUUCUCUCAUUCAACUGGCAGAUCUGAGACAAAAUGUGAAAGAAGGUACUUUAGCUUGUUCAGUAUUUGGAACCGGGUGACCAAACUUGGCUUCUGUUGUAACACAAGAUGUGGUGGCCUUCAGAAUUGUUUUAAAAGUAGCCUAUGUUGGGAAAAUGUUUUUAAUAUGAUAGGCAACAUUUGAGACCAAGUUACCAAAACAUUGCUUCUGCUAUAAUGCAUCAUGAAGUGGCCUUCAGAACUGAUUAAAAGGUAGCUUAUGACGGCAGCUCCAUUCUUCCUACAAAAUGAACUGGUGAUCUUUGACGCAGAUGUCACCACAAUUUGUUCGGUUAACAUCUCAAAGACAGAAGAGCUUUAUACAUUUCCUCCCUGACCUUCCCUCCUUUUUCUUCCACGCACAGACAUACAUUCAAGCACACACACACACCCCCACACCCACCCACACACCUGAAAAGAGACAACACAAGAAAGGAAGACUAAAACAGCAAAACCAAAUACAAUGGAGAUGACCGCUUCAGUGAUCUGCUGGCUGUCCUGUUGGCACAGUGCUGAAACCAAAGGCAACAGUGGCCAAACUCUUUGUCAAUGAGAUGUGCAGAGAAAUGAAAUGACUAUAAAAAAAUCAAUGGAAGGAAUUUUAUUUCAAAGAAAUAAAGGUUGUUGACUGAUACAAUGCUAACAAUUUCCAAAAGUCUCCAAUGCCUUUUUAGAAAACUCCAGGUUCUAAUUUUGA
This is a messenger RNA of Vidua macroura (Pin-tailed whydah), 2240 nucleotides long. It is a transcript of the gene NR2E1, whose product is annotated as nuclear receptor subfamily 2 group E member 1. NCBI's taxonomy places the organism in Eukaryota, Metazoa, Chordata, Aves, Passeriformes, Viduidae. Gene Ontology annotation, molecular function: nuclear receptor activity; RNA polymerase II cis-regulatory region sequence-specific DNA binding; zinc ion binding. The transcript is spliced from 9 exons. The record is from RefSeq and is a predicted model, not a curated record. Gene Ontology annotation, biological process: cell differentiation; negative regulation of transcription by RNA polymerase II; anatomical structure development. Bases 47 to 1204 code for a protein of 385 amino acids.